Molecule: messenger RNA, 1468 nt
Organism: Photinus pyralis (common eastern firefly)
Lineage: Eukaryota; Metazoa; Arthropoda; Insecta; Coleoptera; Lampyridae
Product: dnaJ homolog subfamily C member 1
Exons: 4
Coding region: 87-1346 (419 amino acids)
Cellular component (GO): endomembrane system
Source: RefSeq, a predicted model, not a curated record
CUGCUAACACGUGUAAUGUUGCAGCUAAAAAAACUUUUUAGGUUAUAAGGAAUUAUAAUUUUUUUAAAAUUUGAAUACUGCUCAAUAUGAAAUCCAUCUGUAUAUUUAUGUUUCUUUGUAACACAAAUUAUAUAACGGCAUGGGAUACUCAACAAUUAGAGGUAUUUGACGUUGUUGAAGAAGUUAAGGAAAAUUUCUACACUUUUCUUUCGGUUGCUCAAGACGCAGAUACUCCCACUAUAAAAAGUGCAUUUCGAAAGCUAUCCCUAACACUACAUCCAGACAAGAAUAGCGCGGAGAAUGCCGAAGAACAAUUUCGCCAUUUGGUAGCUAUCUAUGAUGUUCUUAAAGAUUCGACAAAGAGAAAGUAUUAUGAUGACGUGUUAGUUAACGGUUUACCUAACUGGAGGUCUGCUAUUUAUUACUAUCGGCAUGUGCGACGUAUUGGAUUAUUAGAAUUGUGUCUUUUGCUGCUCGUAGUUAUAUCUGUGGGGCAGUACAUUGUUGGAUGGGCUUCAUAUUAUGAACGCAAGUUUACAUUGGAUCAAGUACGAGGCAAAAAGCAAAGGCAAAUAGCUUCAACAAUUGAAGUUCCCAAACCCUCAAUACUAAAUACUCUACCAGUGCAGAUUCCGAAGUUGUUAUGGAGAACCAUUAUAUCAUUACCAUGGAUGUUUAAUGCAUUGAAACUGAAAGCGCUGGAAAAGCUAGAAAAAGACGAAAGUGAAACCAGCGAUGAUGAACCAGUACAACCGGUCAAGACAGUCCGCAAACGUAAACCUGCCUUUGCGAUACCCAACGGGCCAACCUUUGAAAUUCAACCGUCCAAACAACGUGCGAGUCAGGAUGUGCCCGUAAAUAAUAACAGCGCUCCUGUAUCAGGAGGACUAUGGACAGAUGACGAUCUCAACGAGUUGGUACACCUUAUUAAUCGUUAUCCGGGAGGAACUGCAAAACGAUGGGAACUUAUAGCAGAUACUUUGGGCCGCACUGUCUCCGAAGUCACUUACAUGGCCAACAAAAUAAAAGACAAUAAUUUCCGGCUCUCCACAGAAGAAGUACAAGUAGAAGAGGAAAUUCGUGUUAAGAAAAAGACUAAGGGAGGGAAAUUUGAAACCACAGAACAAAAUCAAUCCGUGUGGACGCAAGAACAACAAAAAGCUAUGGAAAAUGCGUUAGCAAAAUACCCCAAAGGUGCUCUUGAUCGUUGGGAUUGUAUUGCCGAUUGUGUUCCAGGAAAAACAAAGGAGCAGUGUAUAUUAAGGUAUAAACAUUUAGUGGAAACUAUUAAGAAACAGAAAGAGAAUAACACUUCUGAAAAUGGUGGUGAACUACCUAAAGAGUGACGAUAAAUUUUUAAUCAAUAUUGUUAAGUAGGUGACAUUGACAGUAAAUUCUGUACAUAUUGAACUUGUAAUGGUCAUUUCUUUCCAGUAUCACUAAGAAAAAUGACAAUUGUUCAUACAUA